AUGAUACAGACAUUGUCAAAUGUCGCCCAAAGAGACUUACAUUUGUCCAAAGAUAAUGCUUGGUAUUCCCUGUCUAUAAUUAUGGAUUUGCUGACAUGUGAGGAAAUUCGAUUUGGCCAAUUCAAGCUGGUUUUUGCUGUUGGGUCCAAUAAAUGCUUCUUCGAUUGGCGAUCCCAGGUUGUUGAAUGGAACAGGAAGUCCCAUCAUCAUGGAAAAGGUGGGAACCAGAUCGAUCUGGUUCACUGCCCUGAAGUCAUUGCCCAAAUUGGAUAUGUUGUAAUGGUCGUUGGAAAGUCUGCCAAAAUAAUCGCGUUUGGAUUUCUGUUUCAUGGCAUAGUGUCUUGGGCCAUAACGGUGUCCACAAUGGUCAACUCCGAGGAAAUGGCCAAUCAGCACGUCCCAUUCGGUGCCUUGGUCUUUGAUCAUCGGGUAAAGAUGCUCAAUCACACCGUUGUCAACACUAUGAAGGUCCCAGACGUUCAACGAAGGGAACGGAAACGUCAUGUUCGGGUGCAGGAACGGAGAAAACAGCGCGGUCCAAGUAUCGUCGCCGACAAACGCCACGUUUUUGCCAAAACUGUGCAAUUGAGACACCCAGUUGUCCUCGUCGAUGGUGUCUCCAUCGAAGUUGGAUCCUGCGUCAACAAACGUCGGCAAAGAGCCGGUGGUUAA
Messenger RNA from Ogataea philodendri, 672 nucleotides. RefSeq lists its product as uncharacterized. The record is from RefSeq and is a predicted model, not a curated record. The transcript has 3 exons. NCBI's taxonomy places the organism in Eukaryota, Fungi, Ascomycota, Pichiomycetes, Pichiales, Pichiaceae. The coding region runs from base 1 to 672 and encodes 223 amino acids.